Syngnathoides biaculeatus (alligator pipefish) is the source of this 7796-nucleotide messenger RNA. It is a transcript of the gene mecom, whose product is annotated as MDS1 and EVI1 complex locus. The record is from RefSeq and is a predicted model, not a curated record. Bases 2278 to 6105 code for a protein of 1275 amino acids. NCBI's taxonomy places the organism in Eukaryota, Metazoa, Chordata, Actinopteri, Syngnathiformes, Syngnathidae. Gene Ontology annotation, cellular component: nucleus. Gene Ontology annotation, molecular function: DNA-binding transcription activator activity, RNA polymerase II-specific; protein binding; RNA polymerase II cis-regulatory region sequence-specific DNA binding. Gene Ontology annotation, biological process: regulation of transcription by RNA polymerase II. The transcript has 18 exons.
GCGUUUUGUGCACAUGACACAAGAUUAGCAACGUCACGUGGUUAAAAUGCGUUUUAUCAAAUGGAUAUUGAUAUUUAGGAUUUAAGGCCUUUUACCGGAAACUUUCUGGUGCUCCUCCUCAGCCAGCUCGUGGUCCUCAAACAGAACACAAAGCAGACACGAGAGGGCAGUAUAGUCGAAAGCAUUGCGCCAACCUUGUGUCUCGUUCACGUCCAACAUUCUGCAAUGAUGAAAUAUGAGCGCAUAUUUCAAAACUUGCAUACAGAAACAUCUGCAAAAGCAACGGCCCCCUCUCUUCUUUUAUAUUAUAAUUACAAAGUUACGACUGCAUCAUCAGGUGACAAUAUGUAGAUUCAUAGAGCAGCCAAGAUACGAGAGAUAUGAUCAGGAAGGGGCCCUCAUAGAGGUGUAUAAAAAAUGAAAAAUACAUACAAAUGAUGAUUUAGGGGAUUGUGCAGGCUACACGAUUUCAGCACUAUAAUGGCACACAAACCGAAUUUCAUUUCCUCCGUAAAACUGCUCUUGCGAGAAGUUAAUUGUCCAAAUCUGUCAAACUCGAUUAAUUUCGUUUGCAACAAUAAUACGCUGUGUGACUUGACACGUGAUUCCAAUUAAUUUAGUACACUUUGGAAAAGAAGGGGUGUUUUUCCAACACGUAUGAACGUGUAAAGACAAGAGCAUCUAUCCCUUUUUUUUGGGAUGCUUAUUUCACCAUUAAAAAAUAUUGACGACAAAAAACGAAUCACAUACAUUGUUCGUUCCCAAAUUUCAAAGGACAAAGAGGACAGCUAUAAGGACAUAAAUUGGUUUAUUAGCAGAGACAAAAUCCAUGUUUACAUUCUCCUGUCAAUGGUUGGACGAAUAAUAGUGAUCAAAUAAGGAAACGUCACUGAAAGAGUGAGGCCAAAACAUUCGCAUCAAAUGCGUUACAGAGGCGAUAAAAACAAGCAGACUAAAUGUCAAAAUGAAAUGGCAAAGCAAAAUUAGUAUUUUUAAAAUAUCUUUUUGAUGAGGGGGGGGGGGAGCCUCAACCAGCGGUAGUUUAUUUUUUAUUUCUUUUUUUCUUUUUUUCUUUUUUUUUUUUUACAGUGGAGAGUAAUGAAACAAUUGUUGUUGUUUUGGGGGGAGGGGGGUCGUGCAAAUGAGGAUUUCCCUUUAAAGCGAUCUUUUAAUGUAAUGGCGCGCAGGAUGUUUUGGCUUUUGUCAAAAUGUUUUUAUUUUGUUUGGCUGGAUGACAACCUCGGGGGGCUCCAAAUCGAUACCCUCCACAAACCAAUUAUGGGAUCAUUUGAACGUCAUUCAGGCUUAAUUAAUUAGCACUUACCUUCAUGUUUGGUACAGACGGCAGAAUGAGGGAAUAUUUUUUAAUUCGUCUAUUAAAUAAUAACUAAAGUUGUGUCAUUCUACUGGAUCUAGUCGUUUUUCCCUUAAAUUUGAUUGAGUUAUUCUUCCAUCCUCCAUAAAUUACAUAAAGAUACAAUGUACCGUAAACGAAGCGUUUCAAAGUGGGAUUAAUGAUAGCCGCAUUACAAUAUAAUUUCCAGCACACCCCCAAAAAAAGUGUGCAUGCUCACGGAAGGGGGGGGGGGGGUAGCAGUUGCCCCGCUCGGCAUUACCGCACAAUUUAACCUGUGCUCUCUUUAAUAACAAAACCAUACGUUGUAAUUUCAUUGAAGAGUAAUUAAUGUGCCUGAUGAAAAGGGUCACCCUUUAUUAUGAAUGGCCGCAGUGGAUAUACAGUUUUACAAAAAUUAUUUGACAAUUCCACAAAUGACAAUACAAAAAAAAACAGCUAACGGAAUAAUAAUAAUAAUUGAAAAUUAACAUUUCAGAAAUGACAAACUGUCUCGGGUGCUCAAUUGAAUAAACCUCAAAACAGGAGCAACAACGUAACGUUUUUAUACAGAUUGCAAAAGUCUCGCUCCGUGGGCUGAGGGGCGGAGGGAUGUGGGGGACACGCACACAAACAUCCGCGACGUGCAUCUUGACCGCUUCAGGUUCACCCCCCUCCCCCCAAACACACACACAUACACACACAAGGAAAAGAUCCAUCUCCCCCAAAACUUUGUCGGGCACGUGCAGCCGGCAGCGGCUCGGAGGCUUGUGCGCAUGUGCGAAGGUGUCCGGAUUGACAAUGCUGGAGAGAUAGCGGCGUUUGGGAUUGAGAAACCUCCAGGAAAGGGAAAAAAAGCAUAGAAGCGAGGGGUGGGGGGGGAAACGGGAGAAAACAGGAUCCGAGAAAAAAUCCAAACAAACCCACGCCGAGAGACUGGCACCAUGAGGUCCAAAGGCAGGGCACGGAAACUGGCCACAAAUGACAGAGAAGACGGGUAUGCUCUUGAACCUUCGGAGAUCUUAGAUGACGCUUGCGGCUCAGAUGGCGAUCCUGCACGGUCUUCAGGCCCGGCGGAGGACCCGACGUCACCGUCCGAAGAUGAGGUGUCACCAAGUAGACCUGCGUCCUUCCAACAACAACAACAACAGAUGAGCAUAUUCUUAUCCCAAGAAAACUUGGCAAUUCCCCUGGACUUUGAAUUGCAACAGUCAAGUGUGCUCAACGGUGCCCUGGGCAUCUGGAGUCGCAGGACCAUUUACAUCGGAGAACGCUUUGGACCGUACGUUGGCGAGCGAACGCCUUCUCUCAGAGACCCCAUUCAUGGCUGGCAGAUCUUGGAUGGGUCAGGCCAUGUAAAGUUCUGUGUUGAUGCCAGCAAGCCAGAUAUCGGGAGCUGGCUGAAGUACAUCCAGUUUGCCCCCACUGCCAAGCAGCAAAACCUGACAGCCUGCCAGAUAGAUGAUCAGAUCUUCUACAAAGUCACUCGAGAUAUUUUCCCCGGUGAGGAGCUUCUACUUUUCAUGAAGGCAGAAGAGUAUUCAUGCGAUACCAUGGCUCCUGAUAUUCACGAGGAGAGGCAGUACCGCUGCGAAGAUUGCGACCAGUACUUCGAGUCCCGCAGUCAACUGCUGGACCACCAGAUGCAGCAGUGCGGGAUGGCGCCCGCCUCCUUCCUUGAUGCAGGAGAGAACAGUGCCAUUAACGCCCAGGAACCCGAAGACCUGCGAGCCAUCCACAUGGCUCGGGACUUUCAUGAGUGCAAAGAGUGUGAUCAGGUCUUCCCGGAUAUCCAAAGCCUGGAGGCUCACACUCUUUCCCACUCUGAGGAGCGAGAAUACAAGUGCGACCAGUGUCCCAAAGCCUUCAACUGGAAAUCAAACCUGAUCCGACAUCAGAUGUCGCACGACAGUGGCAAGCACCACGAAUGUGAAAACUGCUCAAAGCAGGUGUUCACAGACCCUAGUAACCUGCAGAGGCACAUCCGCUCGCAGCACGUCGGGGCGCGGGCCCACGCCUGCUCCGACUGCGGCAAAACGUUUGCAACGUCUUCGGGCCUAAAGCAGCAUAAGCACAUCCACAGCAGUGUCAAGCCCUUCAUGUGUAAGUCACUAAGACCCUACCUAUGCGAGGUAUGCCAUAAGUCCUACACCCAGUUCUCGAACCUGUGUCGUCACAAACGCAUGCAUGCUGACUGCAGAACGCAGAUAAAAUGCAAGGACUGUGGGCAGAUGUUCAGCACCACCUCCUCCCUGAACAAACACCGGCGCUUCUGUGAAGGGAAGAACCAUUUCACCACAGGAGGACUGUUUGCUCAAAGUAUGCCGCUCCCUGGGGCCCCCGGCUUGGACAAAUCUGCUUUAGCCAUGGGCCACAGCAGUGGCGGAUUGGCGGAUUACUUCGGGGCUAGUCGCCAUCAUGGUGGGCUUUCCUUCCCUGCCGCGCCAGCCUUCCCGUUCAGUUUCCCCGGCCUAUUUCCUUCUGGACUCUACCACCGCCCACCACUCAUUCCUGCCACGUCUUCCCCGGUUAGACAACCGGCUCACGCUCUGGUUAAUGGACCAGGUGCAGAGCUAAGUAGGAAUCCCCUGCUGCCUCCUAGCCCUGGAGCUCAUGAGUCCAGAGAGCUUCUCAAGGCACUUCGGAAGGAAGACGGUGGUCCUGAAAGUCAGAUCAGAGCUUCGGACCUCCUCACUCAGAGCUCAUUGUCCUCCCUGAAGCAACGCAACAAGCAAAGUGACCAGUCUGAAAGCAGUGAUCUGGAUGAUGUCAGCACACCCAGCGGAAGCGAUCUGGAGAGCAUGUCAAGCUCUGAGCUUGAAAGCGAUAUGGACAGUGAGAGAGAUAGGGGAGCUAUGCAGGAAAAUGGCAAAAGCUUCAAAAGGAAGGUUUGUGAUGGAAGCCCCCAAAAUCUGAGCCUGACAAACAGCACUGCUGAUAAAAACUUUGCCGGACCUUCGCUAAACCCUUCCUCACUGGAUGAGCACACAGCUGUUACAGGGGCUGUGAAUGACUCUAUUAAAGCCAUUGCCUCCAUUGCAGAGAAAUAUUUCGGUUCAACGGGGCUGGCCGGCCUUCAGGACAAGAAAGUUGGGUCACUGCCCUAUCCCUCUAUGUUCCCUUUACCUUUCUUCACCGCUUUCUCGCCACCAGUUUAUCCUGUUCAAGACAGAGAUGCCAGAUCUCACGGGCUCAAAGCUGAGCCGCCGUUGCUGGCAGAUGAUUGCAAAAAGGCGCAGAGCAAGUCGACAACCGAGUCACCGUUUGACCUCACCACCAAGCGAAAGGAGGAGAAGCCUACCCCGUUUGUGCCGUCCAAACUGGAAGCCUCCCAUUUGACUGGUCAGGAUCAGCCUUUGGACCUCAGCCUAGGGAGCAGGGGACGUGGAUGCAGUGCAAGAGAAGAAGAGAAAAAAAUGAACGAGGGACAUCAAGAUGAGAGGACAGUCAUGGAAACGCCGAAGCCCGACUCCUCGCUACAACAUGCCAGGCCGACUCCUUUCUUCAUGGACCCCAUCUAUAGCAGGGUUGAGAAGAGGAGAAUGAGUGAUCCGUUUGAGACGCUGAAGGACAAGUAUAUGCGGCCAGCUCCAGGCUUCCUCUUUCAUCCUCAGUUCCGUUUGCCGGAUCAGAGCACUUGGAUGUCAGCUAUUGAGAACAUGGCCGAGAAGCUGGAAACUUUCGGCUCCUUGAAGCCAGACUCGGGUGACCUCCUGCGUUCGGUGCCCUCCAUGUUUGACUUCAGAGGUCCGCCGUCGACGCUUCCAGAGACGCUGCUGCGCAAGGGCAAAGAGCGCUACACGUGCAGAUAUUGCGGAAAAAUCUUCCCACGUUCUGCCAACCUGACGCGCCACCUUAGGACUCACACAGGGGAGCAACCUUAUCGGUGUAAAUACUGCGACCGCUCCUUCAGCAUCUCCUCAAACCUGCAACGGCACAUUCGCAACAUCCACAACAAGGAGAAGCCCUUUAAGUGCCACCUGUGCGAUCGGUGCUUUGGUCAGCAAACCAACCUGGAUCGUCACCUCAAGAAGCACGAGAACGGAAACCUGUCAGGCACUGCAAUGUCUUCUCCACAGUCAGAACUAGACGGGAGUGGCGCCAUACUGGACGACAAAGAGGACUCUUACUUCAACGAAAUAAGAAAUUUCAUCGGCAACACAGGACAGAGCCAAACAUCACCGGACCCCUCUGAAGAAGGUGUCAACGGCACCUCAUUCCAAGAAGGAAAGCCUCUACUGAUGGCCAGGCACGGGUCACACGACUUGGAAGAUGAGGAGGCAGAGGAGCUUGGUGUUGAUGAAGAAGGGGAAAAAUCCAGCAAUGCCUUGAAUCAACCCCAAGAGGAGGUGCCCCCCAGCAACAUGAGUGACGACAUCAUACCAGAUGAAAUGGAUUUUAGUCGGACAAAUAACAACUUGAGCCAGAGCUGUAAAAUCUCUCCAAGGAGGUAUAAGGAUGAAGAAGAGCCGAGUGGCUACCCCGCCUUGGAUCAGAUUCGUCACUUUUCCGACAUCCGCAAGCUGGAGGAGAGUGAGUUGAGCGAUGGGGAAGCUGAUGACGACGACCAAUCGUUUGCCCCCGCCUCGCUGACGGAAGCCGUCAAGCAGCCCCUCUUUAGGAAAUCCAAGUCACAGGCAUACGCCAUGAUGCUGUCCCUGGCAGAAAAGGACUCCCUCCACCCCGUCGCCCACACGCCGGCCUCAAUGUGGCACAGUCUGGCUCGGGCUGCUGCCGAAUCCAACGCCAUCCAGUCUCUCAGCCAUGUAUGAUGAUGAAGAUGACGCCCGUUUUUCACAUUUUACGCCCCCCGAAUUGGGAGCCCAUUGCGAGGUGGGGGCUCUUUGGAGUGACUGCAAAGCAGAAUCACUUGAACCCUUCUGACUGCUGAGUGAAGCGCCUUGCGUACAAACACACACACACACACAAAACAAGCAGGGUCCUUGCAGACCCCCAGCCCAGAAAACCUCAACUCCCGCAGAGAAAAAUAUCCCUCCGAGACCCGAAAAUGGAUUUCCUCCCGUGGCAAACAACAGAAUGACACGAUCGUGGUGGAAAUGGUCAAUCUAAAAAGUAAUAAUAAUAAUAGCGGUAUUUAUUCUCUUCAUUUGCACACCAAAGGCAGCUGGUGGACACGCAAGAUGUGCUGACGUAUCUUUGAUGGCCUGCAUUCACUGCCCCCUUCACACAAAGCAGGGUGAAUAUUAGGAGUUGCUCAUGUCUGAAAGGCAAGUUUGUGUACCUGUAACAAGAACACUGUUUUCAUGUAUAUUCGAAAUGUAUUGCAAUUCAAACCCACCCGGGGCUGUCCACGUGUGUUGCUUAUGGAAAGAAAAAAUAAAAAUAAAAUGCACUUGAUGUCAUGAAGGGCGGCGGCAACCUCGGUUCAAAUGACUCCAGAUCCCGACAAGUUCUUAUAAACAAAUAACGGUAGCCCCAAUGUGUAUUCACGGUGUGUCUGCACAAUCGUUGCACUGUACACGACCGUUCCGUACUGCAAUCCAUCCUGCCCCGUCUGCGCUAUCUGUGAAAGGUUAUAAAUAGAUUUUUAGUGGACGAAAACAAAACAUGUUUUUACUGAGAUAAGUAGCCAGUGCUGAAGUUAAAUGUUGUUCUGUAAAGGGCAUUUGUCUUUUUUUUUUUUUUUUUUUUUUUAAUUUCCCUCCACCCACACCAUUUGAAUCCUUCCUAGUCAGCCAACAAUACCACUAAAUAGCCAGAACACUAGUUGGUAACUAUUUCAUUCUCAUGUUUUUCAUUCAUUUUAGACAAUCAUGAUUUUUUUUUCUAAUGUCGUUGGUGUUGUUGGUGUUGUUGUUUGCUGUUGUAUGUUGAUAAUUGUAUUUAUUUCUCGGCAAACUGUAGUUUGUUUGCUAAAUAGCACUGCUCCGAGCCCCGGGUGAUGGCAGAUUCCUCUCGAUCCCAGACUUUCCCGGGAUUUGUAGAUUCCAUUCCAGUGCCGGAUAGUAUUAAACAUUACAACUCAGUCCUUAUUCUUUUAUUGGAACCGGUUGAUGAAUAGAUAUUAGUUUUUUUAAUGAUUCAAUUGUGCAAAAAAAAAUUAUGUAAAAUUGAAAAAAAAAUCAGUAUGUAGGAUGAAAUCAUUAAAAGACAAAACAACCCAGGUAUCAUUUGUUGAUAAGCGCAUGGUUGGUCUGUUAAGAUUUGUGUUGACAUUUUCUACAGUUGUCUGCAAGCUUGUGUGACGUUCAGUUCAUGUUAAACCUUUGUGCCAAAUUUAAAAAAAUAUAUAUAUAUAAAAUAAAACAGACUGCUCUUAUGUAUUCUCCCAUUUUGAGGGACCCCCUUUUUUUGUCCUUGUUUAUAAUCGAUUUAAAAAAAAAAGUAAUCAGCAAGUUGAGGUACUUUUGUUUUAAUGCUUUUUACAAUGUAACUGUUAUGCAUUUCAAUUCAAAUAAUGUGGGAGGAACAACUCAAUAAAGGACUACAAUGUGGAUUGACA